Molecule: messenger RNA, 3388 nt
Organism: Lycium barbarum (goji berry)
Lineage: Eukaryota; Viridiplantae; Streptophyta; Magnoliopsida; Solanales; Solanaceae
Exons: 2
Coding region: 232-3006 (924 amino acids)
Source: RefSeq, a predicted model, not a curated record
GGAGGGAAGCACCAACUUAUCUCUGUAUGUGGGGCUGUGUGUAUAUGAAAGUCAAUAUCAUUUCACACUUUUUGGUUAGGGGAAAGUUGUAAAUUACAACAUGCAAAUGUGUAGAUACAGCCAUAUUAUAGAGUCAAUCAAGGAGAGAGAAAACAGAGAGCAUUGGUGUAAUCAAUAGAGUCACUCUUUUUUGAACAAGGGGGGGAAAAACACUCAAAGAAAAAAGCUCUAAUGCAUCUUUCACUAUGGAAGCCAAUAUCUCACUGUGCUUCACUGAUCUUGGACAAAAAGAGCAGAAAAAGAAAUGGUUCUAACUCUAACCAUACCAAUGAAGAGAUCAAGAAAAACCCAUCUGUUUUGAAAAAAUUGCAAGAGCAUAAGCUUAGGGAGGCUCUUGAAGAAGCAUCUGAAAAUGGGUCACUUGUUAAAUCCCAAGAUGUGGAUUCCCUUUCAGCACAGAACCAAGAUGAGGGGUUGGGCCGAUCCCGGUCCCUCGCUAGGCUACAUGCUCAAAAAGAAUUCCUUAAAGCCACUGCUCUUGCUGCUGAGAGAACUUUCGAAUCUGAGGAUUCGAUACCUGAGCUUGAUGAAGCUUAUUCCAAGUUCUUGACCAUGUAUCCUAAGUACAACAGCUCUGAGAAGAUUGAUGAGUUGAGGUCAGAUGAGUACUCUCACCUUACUGGUUCUGCACCCAAGGUAUGUCUUGACUAUUGUGGAUUUGGGUUGUUUUCAUUUCUUCAGAGUGUUCAUUAUUGGGAGUCAUCUACAUUUAGCUUGUCUGAGAUUACUGCCAAUUUGAGUAAUCAUGCUUUGUAUGGUUGUGCUGAGAAAGGGACGGUUGAACACGAUAUUAAGGCCCGAAUAAUGGAUUACUUGAACAUCCCUGAGAAUGAAUAUGGUCUUGUUUUUACUGUUAGUAGGGGCUCAGCUUUUAAGUUGUUAGCUGAAUCAUACCCUUUCCAGACUAACAAGAAGUUGUUGACUAUGUUUGAUCACGAGAGUCAGUCGGUUAACUGGAUGGGUCAGUGUGCUAGGGAGAAAGGUGCCAAGGUUUACAGUGCGUGGUUCAAAUGGCCUACCCUCAAAUUAUGUUCGACUGAUUUGAGAAAGCAAAUUUCGAACAAAAAGAGGAGAAAGAAAGAUUCAGCUACUGGUCUAUUUGUUUUUCCAGUCCAAUCUAGAGUUACUGGUGCUAAGUAUUCUUACCAGUGGAUGGCACUGGCACAACAGAAUAAUUGGCAUGUGUUGCUUGAUGCUGGUGCUUUGGGUCCAAAAGACAUGGAUUCUCUAGGGUUGUCUUUAUUUCGACCGGACUUUAUAAUUACUUCAUUCUACAGGGUGUUUGGUUAUGACCCAACUGGAUUUGGAUGUCUACUCAUCAAAAAAUCUGUGAUGGGAAGCCUUCAAAAUCAGUCUGGGCAUGCUGGGUCUGGUAUAGUGAAAAUUACUCCCGUUUUCCCAUUGUAUUUGAGUGAUUCAAUUGAUGGUUUCCCUGGAUUGGCCGAGGAUGAUGAAGCCGGAGAGAACAGUGAAGUUAAUGCUGAAACUCGGCCAGGAUCUCAGUUGCCAGCCUUUUCUGGUGCAUUCACUUCUGCUCAGGUUAGGGAUGUAUUUGACACGGAGAUGGAACAUGACAACAGCUCUGAUAGGGAUGGAGCAAGCACGAUAUUUGAAGAGACUGAAAGCAUUUCUAUUGGGGAGGUAAUGAGAAGUCCAGUCUUCAGCGAAGAUGAGUCAUCUGAUAACUCGUUGUGGAUUGACUUGGGCCAGAGUCCUUUGGGGUCUGAUGGUGCUGGCCAAUCUAACAAACAAAAGAUUGCCUCUCCAGCACCCCCGUUUUGGUUUGCUGGCAGGAAGAAUAAUAAAAGGCUAUCUCCCAAGCCUUCAAAGAUGUCAAGCAGCCCAUUGUAUGACAGAGAGUUGAAUCCAGAUCGUCAUGAAGACAACCAUGUCCUAUCAUUUGAUGCUGCUGUUCGGUCAGUGUCUCAAGAAUUUGAUCACUUCAAGGAGAUUCCUGAAGAAGACCAGUUUGCUUCAAGAGAAUUUAGAGAGAUCGAGGAAGAACCAGAGACCAGCAAGGGUUCUGGUCUGGACAACUCAAUUCCAAUUUCUCGGCAUCAAACCCUUGGUAAUGGAUCAGCUUCUGAGAUAUGCCCGGAAAUUAAAGAGAGUGCUAUAAGAAGAGAAACUGAAGGCGAAUUCAGGUUAUUGGAAAGGAGAGAAGGAAACAGAUAUGCAGGUGGUAGAUUUUUCGGUAUAGAAGAUGCUGAUCAGCCUGGAAGCAGGGGAAGGCGUGUUUCCUUCAGCAUGGAAGACAACAACCGUAAAGCUCGUCUGAGCCAUACACUUGAGCCUGGGGAAUUGUUAGCAACGACAAGUCUGGAUGAUGACGAUUACAUUAGUGAUGGAGACUAUGAUGAUGGACAAGACUCAGACAGGAGAGAGCCGGAGAUAGCAUGCCGGCAUCUUGAUCACAUCAACAUGUUGGGUCUCAAUAAAACUACUCUCCGGCUAAGAUAUCUCAUCAAUUGGUUAGUUACCUCGAUGCUUCAGAUAAGAUUUCCUGGGUCAAAUGGGGAAGACAGUUCACGACUUGUUCGCAUCUAUGGUCCGAAAAUCAAAUAUGAGAGGGGUGCAGCUGUUGCAUUCAAUGUGCGAGACAGAAACAGGGGUCUUGUGAGUCCUGAAAUAGUUCAGAAACUGGCUGAGUCACAUGGUAUCUCUCUGGGCAUUGGUAUCCUAAGUCACAUUCGGAUCUUAGAUAACCCAAAACAGCAGCAACGGUCUCUGAGUCUUGAUGACACUACCCUUUGCAAACCAAUGGAGAAUGGCAAGUAUGAUGGUAGAAGUGGGUUUGUCAGAGUCGAAGUUGUCACUGCUUCACUUGGCUUCCUCACUAAUUUCGAUGAUGUCUAUAAGUUGUGGGCUUUUGUGGCUAAGUUUCUUGACCCUGCCUUUAUUAAAGAAGCUGGACUCCCGUCUGUUGCAGAAGACGCCGAGGCAUGAAGCUGGAGGAGGCUGAUUUAGUAGCUUUUUGCUCCUUCUGCUUCUAGUCUAAGAUGCAGGAAUCUUAGAUUAAUGAAAAGGUCUGAGUUGUAUUCUUUUGGGCCCUAUGUUUCUUCAAUGCAUGCGGGAGAAAUUUUUUUAUUCUUGUCUUUUAAUUGCUUGAAUGUUUCUUCUUUGCCUUUUUGGAGUUUCCUGUAGAGUUGGGAGUUAGAAAUUUGUAUUUUCUCAGGUAGUCAUGAAUCAUGAUGAACCAAAGCAGUUAUAAGCAGCAGGGAUUUAAUGAUCCCCUUCCACCAUUUGCCCUCUUGCUUCUCAGCUUUGUACAAUGACCAUUCAUGCUUUUGUUCAGGCUAUUAUAGAGUGCCUUUUCCCUUUUCCUGCA